CUUUUGCAACAUCUUUCCUGCAGCUCAAAAUGAGCUCAAAAAAUGGCAAAGAAAACACUUAUUUUAUUUCUGAUAUGGAUGACCCUAACAAUUUACCAUAUGACCAGCUCAAUGUUUUUAGGAUGGUUCUACAACUGUAAUUGUUCAAUGUAACUUGCCAAACUAAUUUUGUGUUACAUUAACUAAAGAUUUUAAAAGUGCUACGUGCUGGUAAUCUUAAACAAUCAUCACAUGCCAUCAUGGAAAGCAAUGCAUUCAAGUGCUGGGUUGUCCUACACCAACUCCCUGCAUCUGCUGUGGGUAGGGGCUGGUGUGCCAUACCAAGCCUUGCUCAAGCUGGUGCAGAUGUUGGCAAAGUUACGUUAAAAGUUUCAGAUGCAGUUGCUCACUCUUCAGUUCUCAAACUUCCAACUGAGCAAAUUAAAGAGGAGUUGAUGGAGGUCAUAUAUAUAAAGGAGGAACCAUUUGGUGCUGGUGCUCACUCUUCAGUCCUCAAACUUUCAACUGAGCAAAUUAAAGAGGAGUUGAUGGAGGUCAUAGAUAUAAAGGAGGAAACAACAUUAUAAACAAAGACUACAAUUUUUGUGAAUUCAUUGUUUAGUUCCACCAAUUGGACUCAUUUUCUAUUGAUGCGCGUUGAGAAAAAAUUCAUUUGCAUGACUAAUGUAAUUCCUUAGGUAUAAAAUAGGACAUUUUUCUGAAUAAAAAUUAGAUGAUUUAUGUUAAAAUGAUACUGGAGUCUAUACACUAGUAUGAUACUGGAGUCUAGACAGUAGUAACUAAAUGAUUCCCAAAUCGCUUCACUCGCUAAAAAGUGGUUUGUAACUCCACUUGCGCAACCUCUGAAUCGUUGCAAAGUUACAUCCAACUUAUUGCUUGUAGCUUUACACAAAAUGUUUUGAAGGUACCAUCAUUUUGGGUUACACGCAAAAAGUACAGCGCCCAACACUUUGAAAGUACAGCCUUUGGUCAACAGCUGCCUAUUACUGUACAAUCCAACAACAUUACUCAGCACAUUAUUAUUAGUAACAUGCAACUUGCUCGAGCCCAUGAUCUAUAGCAAAUUAUUACAGAGGCUUUGCAAUUGCCACUGGUUGCCUGUCAGAGACCACCACUGCCAUGCUUUGAAUGGACUUUCAUAAUAUCUCCCAUCAAGAACGUAGCCUAUAACACUUCUUGAUGUAACAUUAUCAGUCGCAAGC
This is a messenger RNA of Hyalella azteca, 1202 nucleotides long. RefSeq lists its product as uncharacterized. NCBI's taxonomy places the organism in Eukaryota, Metazoa, Arthropoda, Malacostraca, Amphipoda, Hyalellidae. The coding region runs from base 240 to 566 and encodes 108 amino acids. The record is from RefSeq and is a predicted model, not a curated record. The transcript has 3 exons.